Molecule: messenger RNA, 2139 nt
Organism: Diplodia corticola
Lineage: Eukaryota; Fungi; Ascomycota; Dothideomycetes; Botryosphaeriales; Botryosphaeriaceae
Product: dynamin gtpase
Exons: 3
Coding region: 1-2139 (712 amino acids)
Cellular component (GO): membrane; microtubule; cytoplasm
Molecular function (GO): GTPase activity; GTP binding; microtubule binding
Source: RefSeq, a predicted model, not a curated record
AUGGGAGCCUCUGAGAAUCCGAUCGGACCGAUGCCUCGUUGCACCACAUUUCCUUCAGCCACAGAGCUCCAUUCUGCGAAAUCGACACACCGGCUGAACCAGAUCGACCGCGUUCGAGCCAGCGGAAUAGGCGAUCACAUCCCCCUUCCUCAACUAGUCGUAUGCGGCGAUCAGUCCUCAGGGAAAAGUUCUGUAUUGCAAGGAAUCACCGGGAUUCCAUUUCCGCGAAAGGAUGGGCUCUGUACGCGGUUCGCAACAGAGAUCAUCUUACGUCACGACUCAACCAAGGAGCAGGUCUGCGCAACAGUCAUUCCUCAUGACUCCAGAAGUGAGAUCGAGAAACAGGACAUCUGCCGUUACCGUAGGGAGCUCCACGACUUUGAACAGCUACCGAUUGUGAUUGAGGAAGCAAUCAAGCUCAUGCAACUCCGCGGCGCAGAGGGUGUCAACAAAGGUCCAUCUUUCAGCGCCGACAUCCUGAGGAUCGAAGUGGUUGGCAAGACCGGGCUUCACCUGACGAUCGUCGACCUUCCCGGUCUCAUCUCAGUCUCCAAUGAUGAGCAAACCGAGGAAGACGUCGAGAUCGUUUCGGACCUAGUCAACACAUACCUCGAAAGCUCACGCACAAUCAUCCUUGCCGUGGUGCAAGCCAACAACGAUAUUGCGAACCAAGGCAUCAUUCAGAGGGCGCGAAAGUUCGAUCCGCAAGGUCAACGUACAGUUGGGAUCAUCACAAAGCCAGACCUGAUCAACCACGGCACAGAAGGCCGGAUCGCCGCCUUGGCCAGGAACGAGGACACCACCAAGUUGAAGCUUGGAUUCUUCUUGCUCAAAAAUCCCAGUCCACUGGAUCUUGACACUGGCCUUGGCGCAGACGAGCGGAGGCGCAGGGAGCUGGCCUUCUUCGCGGCCAGCCCGUGGAAGGAACAACACCUGGAUCCCGGCCGAGUCGGUGCAGAUGCACUUUCGGCUUUCCUUCAGAACCUGCUCGAUGCACACAUCGAGCGCGAACUUCCGAAAGUCCGACGCGAAGUUGAGGCCUUGUUGGCUCAGACCGAGCAGGACCUCGAGGCGAUGGGACAAGAAAGAUCGAAUGUAGGGCACCUUCGCAUGUUCCUUACAAGCUUCAGCAUGAAGUUCAUGGGCUUGACACAAGCGGCUCUUGAUGGCAAUUAUCUGGAAUUGGAACGUGAUCUCUCCACGAAGGACGACCUACUGGAUGUAUCCUACCGUCUGAGGGCGCAGAGUCACAUCCUCAACGGUGGCUUUUCCGAGAACCUACGUCUUCAUGGGCAGAAAAGAAGCUUCAUCGGGAAACAUGCUCAGCCAAUGAAAGAUGAAAAAAACAUCGGAUCCAAACAAGCAGAGUUCGAUUCCUGGAUUAGAGAGGUCUACACGAGAACCAGAGGGCGGGAACUUCCGGGGAAUUACAACCACCUUUUGCUUGCAGAGCUGUUCCAAGAGCUAUCAAGUCCUUGGGAGAGCAUUGCACGCAAACAUGUUGGCGAAGUCAACGAUCUUGUUCAGAGAUUCGUCAGCAAGGUUUUGGACAAGAUUGUGAGCGAAGAAAGUGUUAGAGCUGAGCUCCAUCAGUAUGUGAGCGAUGAGUUGGAGCGCCGCGCUCAAGAGGCAGAGAAAGAACUGGGAAAAAUCCUUGCUGAUGAACGGCGCGAACCAAUGACUUACAACCACUAUUACACUGACAAUAUUCAGAAAUCGCGCCAAUGCUCCAUGCGCAACUCUGUUCAGGCGACCAUGAAAGACGUCAUAUCGAAAGACUGGGGAGGAGUUGUGCAUCUCACCAACACGGAGUAUGACCGCAACGAGCUUCUCGACUCACUUGGAAAGCGUGUCGUAGUAGACAUGGAUGCGCAAGCGUGCGAAGAAGCUAGGGUGGGUCUGGAGGCAUACUACAAGGUGGCACGAAAAACCUUCGCGGACAAUGUCUGCCGACAAGUUGUGGAGCGCCACAUCCUGUCCAAGCUUCCACAUAUCUUCUCGCCGACAGUGGUGAUCGGAUUCUCAGACGAAGACCUCGUGCGAGUUGCCUCGGAGCCACAGAUCCGAAAGGAACGUCGCCAAAGACUGGCUAAGCUGGCGCAAGGCCUUGGGGAGAGCUUGAGAGGACUAAGGAAGUAG